Drosophila innubila is the source of this 12055-nucleotide messenger RNA. Its product is annotated as titin. The record is from RefSeq and is a predicted model, not a curated record. Lineage: Eukaryota; Metazoa; Arthropoda; Insecta; Diptera; Drosophilidae. Gene Ontology annotation, molecular function: protein binding. The transcript is spliced from 7 exons. Bases 322 to 11976 code for a protein of 3884 amino acids.
UGGCAUGUCUCAGCCGCGCGUCCCUUGCAAAAAGAAUUCCUGUACAGAAAACCGGGCUGAUUGUGGCAAAAACAUUUAAUAAAGCUAUAAAAUCAAUUUAAAAAACUUGAAUAAUGGUGAAUAAUUGUGUGCAGUUACAAUAGUUAUAGUAUUUUACUACGCAACUAGUGUUUCGUUAGAGCUUGGGUAUAUUUUCGCUGGCGGCUUCCUUUUUUCUACAUCAAGCGAAAGUUGCAGCCGCCGCCAACGCUCACACCGCCCACAAUCUUAAUUUUUUCUCAACUGCAUUGUACAAUUGUUGCGAUAUAACGCCAAUGUAUAAUGUCGCUGGAUGGCGCGCACUUGAAUUUUGUAAAUGCCUCUGGCGUAUCGGAGGAACAUGCAGCCAAGGGACGUGAAUUCAUAGUGGGUUCCAAAUUAAGCUGUGAUUUGGUGGUGCCCGAAGCCGAACGCGUUCACUGUGAAAUAAAAUGCGAUGCAUUUGGCAGGGUAACCAUUUACAAUCUAUCCGACAAUAAGCCCAUACUGCUGAACGACCAGGUUGUGCAUUCCAAGCGUCCACUGCUCCACGGUGCACGCAUUAAAAUUCUGAAUGAAGUAUACACCUGGCAAUUUCCUAAAUCCGAUGAGCUAGGAACACCUGAUCGAAUACCACCCGAGCAAGCGGCAAACUCAUCUCCAUCCUUAAAAGUACACCGACAACGUCGUCAAUUUGACAAUCGCCUCACUGUGCACAACUUUCGGUAUUCGAUCAAUUCGGACGAUGAGGGUAAUACAUCUAUUGAAUCCAGGGAACUGGAUACCUCUACAAGCAGCAACACUGCUGAGACGUCUGCUACAGCAGAGCCAGAUCGGAGUAUUACGCCACCCUGCAAAGAUGCUGACGAGACAAUGCCCAAAGUAGAUCUGCUGGAAGCGACACAGAAUAAGGAAAACACCAGCACUCUGGGCAAUAAGUUGAUGUUGCAGCUGUGUGCCCGUUCUGACGUUGUAAUCACCUCAUUUUCACCGCGUGAAACAGGUGUUAAAAUUGAAAAGUCCUUUACGUGUGUAAUGAAGCCAACCACGGGCAUGGGUAUGUCAUCAACGGCGACGACACCGAAGAGCGUCUAUAACACACCCAAGAGCGUGCUCUCUGAGCUGAACGAUGAAAGCUGCAGUCGUGAUCUGAUGGAUUUCAGCACGCCGUCCACAUCCCAAAAGUCUUUAGCUGGCAAACGACCAACUUCCAUGUAUUUAGUUGAUCUGACAACACCACAGAGGCUACGACCCCAACUAAGCGUUACUCCAAAACAAACUCCAGGCAGUGCUGGGAUCAUAAGCGCCAACUCCACAGCUGGAUCAUCUGAUGCAUCUGUCAUUGUUAUAGACAUAACCAAUUCGUCAACGCCAUCAACAACGCCAGCUAAAAAACAACAACGUACGAUUUUAAACACGCCCAAGGAUCAGCUGCUGGCGGAAGGUUCAACGCCCAAGCGUACGCCGCAGUCCCUGAUGAAAAGAGCACUUCUGACCAGCGCCAAGAAGCAAAUAUCAGCAAACACCCGAACUCCGACCACGCCUCUGGAAUCGACCAAUCGACAGUCGCUCCUCGAUGCACGACGCCAAUGCCUAACAGCCCCGCGUCGGCUGCCUUUCCAUCCCCAUCCACAGUGGCGUACGCCAGGGCGACGACAAGCACCAGCUAUCGCUGUCACAGCACCUCAGACAUCUCCACGUAAACGCCAAUCGGUGUCAUUGAGCAGUCCGCGGGAUAAUAAAAUUUCUAAGAUGCGCAAAACGCUGGCAGCGAAUGCAAAGAUCAGUCCAAAUGUUGGCAUGAGCAACAAGUUGGUGGCCAAAGCACGUCGUGCUCUUAACUCGCCCAAACAAGAAUCACCCAAAGCAUGUCGGACACCUUACUCACCUAAACAUGAGACACCCAAUCGGAUUGGAUCACCGAAAGAAUCUUCAACACCAGAUAGAGCAGAUUUGUCUAAAGCUGAGCUGAGUCUAACGUUUACCAUUGAUGAUGAGCAAAGUGCGACAGGUCCAGCAUUGGAGGCAUUGAUAAACGAGGAAGACGAAGCAAAUGCGAGUGAAAAACCGUUCCUAGAAAGUGUGAAUGCAAUAGAAUCGAAACUAAAUGAAAGCAGCGCAAAGGAUUCUACUAAAGCAAGUCCUAAGGAUGUCGAAACAUGCGAGGAAAGCAGCAAGGAUGUUGGUAAUUCAAAUGAAGAAUGCGAUGAGGAUACUUUAAACAAAACUUAUGAUUUAAAUGUGUCUUCAACAAAGUCGAACUUGGAAUCGUCAACAGCAGACGUUGAACAAUUGUUAAAUUCUAAGGUUGCCGAUGAGUCCCUAGAUAUCGACACGAAUACUGCAGCUGAUGAAGAGAAUAGUUCGAGCAAUGACAAAUCAUCGAUUCAGCUAGAAAAAUCCGAUCAAAACUUGGCAACAGUUGACAUUAUUGAUGAUAGUAUCUGCGAGGAGGUACCCACAACCUCGACACAUCAGCAAGAUAUGGCCACUAUAACAGAUGUACACCUAGCUGAGGAUACCAUUUGCGAAGAGGUUCCAGCAAAUAAAGAAGACACAUCAAUUCCUAAUGCUAAUGCUGAUUGUGAAGAUCAGGAUGAGGAGGAGGCUGUGGCACCACCGGGUGAAACCCCCAUACCAAGACGAUCCUCACGACGUAUUUCGAUUACACAAGAUGCAGUCAGUUUGACGCCAAGACGCAGCGUACGGCGUGCAUCUAUUGAUGCGAAGAAUAAGCUGGAGCAAUGCAUAAAGCCAACUCGCCGGGCAUCCUGCUCCGCUGUUGUAGAAAGCCAACCUAAUACCGCAGUUCUCGCGACGCCCAAGCGUAAACGACGCCUUACGGAGGAGUUGUCAACACCGACGCGUAAGUCACAACGUUUGUUGUGCAAUACUCCAAAGAGAGCAUUGCAAGUGGAUGAAUCAGUUGGUGACAUGGGCGUCAUCAUUGAGGAGGAUGCUCUGAGCGCUGACAAAUUCUUAACGGUGACAGAUGAGGAUUACGGCGCCGAAUUACCAAUUAAGGAUACCGACGAGCCUGACAAAAUCGACUAUCAAGGCAUGCGAGAGUUGCUGAAAACUCCAAAGAGUUGUAGCACGCCACAUUUCAAAGGUCUGCGCGAAAUGGUUCGCACACCCAAGGUUCAUCCGUCGCCUAUGCUGGGCAACAUUGAGGAGCUGCUGGAGACACCGUCAAGUGAUGCAUCAACACCCAAGCGAUCUGUAACCGUGAGCCGUGUUACAUUGGAACUGUCUAAAUCUGAUGUCACCACCGAUGCUCAAGACUUGUACUUCAAGACGCCUCGCGGUAAAAAUCUAAUGGUUCCAAAUGACCCAGCCAGCGCAGUGUUAAAGUCGAUGGAUAAAUCGCUGGCAACAACCACGGAAUAUGACCUAAAUGCUACCAAUGCCACGCUGCCUUUGGACAAAAUAUUUGAUGAUGUACUUGCUGCGGAGGCGACGGAUCCAGCAAUCACUGUCGAAGAUUCAGAAAACGAGAUCAAUGUGACUGCAAUUAGUACGGCAGCUGUUUCUGAGCUCGAUCCCUUGUCCACAUCUGCUACACAACCUACAGAAACCAGUGACACAGUUCGAUCCGAGGUGCUUAUGAACAUGUGCUAUGCUGACACUUCCCAUAAAGAUCCCUUGACGAGCACUGCAUUCAAAAAGGGAAGUGAGUUGGAUCUACAUCGAGAUGCACUAAACGAUGAGAGUUAUGCAGAGGGACCCAAAUCUCCGGGCUUAUGCGACGUAAGCGGCAUUCAAAUGCUGGAUCGAACUACAGAUUCCAUGUUCUCGGAACCAUUGGUUGUCACUGGCGUGGACUCUUGUGAUGUGACAUUGGAGGAAACAAAGCCAACAGGAAUGGUUAAUAAAACAAGCAAAAACGACGUACUGGAGGAAGGUUCAGAUACUGAUUCCAUGGUUGGUUUAUCGGAACCCUUAAUUCUUAGCGACGAUGAGGCUGAUGUGGAAGAAGUGGAAUUGGACAGUCAAGAACCGAUUAAGAAAUCCAAUUCAAACGACUCCAGCAUUUCAGAAUAUAAAAACAAAGAAGAAGACAAAAAUCGAGAAGAUGCCGCUCAAACGUCGUCUGUUAUCGAAAGUGACUUAAAUGAAGAGGAAACGAUUGAUCUUACAGAAGAUAAAAAUAAUCUGGAAUCUACUCUUAAUACAGAAGCAAUAGCUGAUAACACAUCAUGUAGUGAAAUAGAAUCACAGCUUGAAAGUGAAAUUGCUAUUGACCUGGGAUCUUCUUGUUCAGAAUCUUCAGCACAGACAGAAGUAACAAGAACAUCAAUGAUUUACGGAGCUGAUUCAAGUCAAACAAAUGUAUUAUCUGAAACUGAAACAAGACCCACCGAUGAGUCAUUAAUCAGAGUUUCAAGUAAUAUUCUAGACAAAGAUACAACUGAAGGCGACUCCGUAAUUGAAUUAGAUGCUUCAAAUACAGAUACGAUAUGCCUUGAUGACGAGAGUGUUACAAAUAAAUCAACAGCUUCGGUUAUUGCAGACGACAAAAACGAAGAUAAAGAAAUAACAGUAGCUACCGAAGAAUUGCCGGAUCAAGUCAAUGCGAUUCAAUCAGAAGAGGAAGAGGUGCAAGAUGCAACAAGUGUUGAAAUGUCUGCUAAACAAUCAACAGAACAUUUUCAAGCUACAAACAAGGAUGAAGAUCAACUUGAAGUGCCAGGACCAAAACAUGAUGAGACGGACAUUGAAAUAAAUACUGCGAAUGAUGUUCACGCUACAAAGUUAUUAUUGAAUGACACGAAACAAGAUAAUGAAAAGUCGGAUAAAAUUCAAAUAGAUGAGAAAGUUUUAUCAAAAGAUGAUGUGGCUGAAGAUAUUCAUGUUGCAGAAAAUACGGAAACUCAAGUUGUCACAACAAAUACUGAGGAGUCAGAGAUAGACAUGCAGUCUUCAGAUGUAGCCGAAACUAAAGCAGAAGAUACUUCACCAGAAAUACCAGUGGAAAAUGAAUCGUUAAUUGAUGGCAACACUUCAGUGCAGGAAAACGUUGCGAUUUCCGCUGAUUUAACAUCAAUUCAAAACGAAUCUGUGCAGAGUAUCAAAUCAAUGGACGAAGGCCUAGAAAUAAAAGCCGAGUCUGAAACGAAGACAUCAGAAAAUGGAGAAGCAACAAUUGAGAAAUCCCAGGUCGUAGAUGAAACGGAAAAUGUAUCUGAAGUUGCGGUUAACUCUGAAGCGUCUAAGGAAGCCAAUGAUCUUUUACCGGAAGUUGUACCAAUACCUUCUGAAGAAUUGUCUUCAGAGAAUAAAAAGGCUACAGCCGAUGUUGAAGUUUCUAGCGAGUCAUUGAUUGAAUCGAAUGUUGAAGCUGAGAUGGCCGAGGAACAAGUUGCAAGUCAGACUGAGAUUGAAAUUAACACUCAAGUCGAUCGGGAAACCACGAACUCUGACGAGCCGUUUGUUGAAAUUAAUGCAUCAGUUGUAGCUGGAACUCAAGACGAACAGGAACAACCCGAUAAACAACUUUAUCAAAAUUUAUCAACUUCUUCUGAAAAACAGUCAAUCGAGCCUGAUGAUGAAAUCAAAUCUGCUAAUCUAGAGGCCACAAAUAUAGAUGAUUCAUUGGUUGAACUGAAUGCAGAUAACACAGAAAAUAGACUUGAAACAGCUGCUCAAACUUUGCCAACAUCUCCUGAUGUCCCGUCAAAUCAAGAUAAGAUUGAAGAUGAAACGGAAGACGAUUUGGGAUCUGCGAAUGCUGAUAAGUCUUCGAUAGAAAUGGAGGCAUCAGUUGUAGCUGAAUCUAAAAAUGAUGAAGAACAACUUGACAUACCAGCUGCUCAAACUUUAUCAAAAUCUGCUGAAGUCCCGUCAAUUAAAGAUUUGAUUGAAGAUGAAACUGAAGCCGAUUUAGGACUUACAAAUGCGGAUGAGUCUUUGGUUGAAAUAGAAACCUCAACGGUAGCUGAACAUGAAGAGAAACAUCACGAUGAAGAAGCUGCUGAAACUUUAUCAACUACGUCUGAAUUUCCGUCAAAUCAAGACAAGAUUGAAGAUAAAACUGAAGCGGAUUCGGAAUCUACAAGUGCUGAUGAGUCUUUGGUGAAAAUGAAUGCACCACCUGCAUUUGAAACAGAGAAAGAGGAGGCUCGUCUUGAUGAAGCUGCUGAAACCUUAUCAACAUCUGAUGUCACAUCAAAUCUAAAUAAUAUUGAAAAUGAAACUGAAGCCGAUUUGGCAUCCACGAAUGCUGAUGAGUCUUUGGUUGAAAUGAAAGCAACAGUUGUAGCUGCAUCUAAAAAUGAUGAGGAGCAUCUUGAUAAACCCGCUGCUGAAACCUUAUCAACAUCUGCUGUAGUCACAUCAAAUCAACAAAAUAUGGAACAUAAAACUCAAACAGAUGUGGAGUCCAAGCUAGGAGCAACCGAUAAGACAGAGGAACAAGCUGCCGAUAUUUUAUCAACGUCUGCUCAACCAGAAAUCGACGACAAGACUUUAGAUGAGGGUGUAAUUGACCUGGAUGCUGAAACUGACAAGGAAGAUAAAAAACUAGAGGAAGCAGCUGCUGAAACUUUAUCAAGUCAGGACAAAAUGGAAGCUAAGGUGGAAUCCAAGCUACAGACAACAAGUGUAUCAAAUACAGAGAAGACAGAGGAACAAGCUACCGACAUUUUAUCAACACCGGCUGAAGAAUGUUUAGUUGAGGCUUCAGCUCAACCCGUUAUCGACUACAAGACUUUAGAUGAUGGAGUAAUUAAUCUAGAUACAGAAAGUGAUAAAGAAGGGGAACAACUUGAGGAAGCAGCUGCUGAAACAUUAUCAACAUUUACUGAAGUCCCGUCAAGUCAGGAUGAAAUGGAAGCUGAGGUGGAAUCCAAGCUACAGAUAAUAGAUGUGCCAAAAACAGAGAAUACAGAGGAACAAACCGCCGACAUUCUAUCAACAUCUGCCGAAAAAUGCUCAGUUAAGGCUUCAACUCAACCAGAUAUCGACUCCAAGACUUUAGACGAGUCUGUUAUUGAUCUAGUCGCAGAAACUGUUAAGGAAGAAGAACAACUCGAUGAACGUCUUUCCGAAAUUAUAUUAAAAUCUGAAAAAUCAAUAGAAUCAAAUGAUAAAAGUAAAGCUCAAACCGAUGUAAAAGUCACGAAUGAAAAUGAUUCACUGGUUGAACUGGAUGCAUCAAGUGAUAAGAAAGACCAACAUCAGAAUGCUGCUGAAAUUCCGUCAACAUAUUCAGCAAAAUCGUCGAGCGAGGCACUUGAUAAAUGCAAAGCUCAAGCUGAAGUGGAUACUAUAAAUGUGGUCGACUCACUGGUUAAAAUGGAUGUAUUAGUUGAAGCUGAAAAUGAGAAAAUAAAUGACGAGCUUGAUGUUCCCCAAACUCUAUUCAAAACAGCUGAAAACGUGUCAGAAAACAAAGCUCAAGUCGAUCUGAAAUCUACGACUACGAAUAAUUCGUUGAUUGUACAAACUGCAUCAGGAGUUGCCGAAGCUAAUAAGAUCCUGGAUGAGUUCGAUAAAAGAGAUUGUGCACCUACAUCUGCCGAUAUAUCGGCAAUUAAUAUUAAGAGCCCUAAAGCUAAUGAUGUUGAACCCGCAGACAAAAAUAGUUCUUUAAUAACUGAUACGAAAGAAAUUCCAAUGGAUGAGAAUGAAGUGAAAAAUGCUGAACAACACAAUGAUUCAAAGGAUGCUUCAGAUGUCAUGGAACCACCAGCUCAAAGUCAAGAGCCUGAAAGCGUCAAGGAGUCUGAUUUAAAUGCUUCAAUAGUCAAUAAUGAAGAUCUUUACGAACAAGACGUGGUUUCAGAACCUUUAAUGACAGAAGUAGUAAAAACAACAUCUGAAAAUGAGACUGUGCUGAAUGAGGAAUCGUCAAGCGAAGUUGUGCAAGAAAAAACAUUACAAAUUGAAGAAGUUGAAGCUACAACAUCAAACAUAGUUGAAUCAGUGAUUGAGCAACAAACUCCAAGUGAAUCUACGACUUUUGAAGAAGUAUUAGUUCGUGCUGAAGGCGAAAUUGGAUCUGAAAGCAAAAAACCCGCUUCCUAUGAAGCUGUUCAAAAAGAUAAAGAGUCUCCCGAAGUGUCAAGGCAAAUUGAAGGUAGUGAAGCAGUAAUUCGACUUCAAUCUGUUGAAGAUAAUAUUAAAGAUGAAAAUUUGGCGUUGAAUACAGAUAGUCAACAGGCAGCGAGCGUAAAUAAACUGGAAACAAGCAAAGAAGCGCAGCAAGUGGAUAGUCACGAUAAAAGUGAUCAGACGGAGGCACCGAGAACACCAGAAGAAAACACUAAAUCGACACAAAUUGUGGAACCGUCAAUACAAAUAAUUGAGAGUGAGGUUGAAGAUGAAAAUCCAGAGAAGAAAAGCCAGGAGGAUGCAGAACAAAACUCGUCAAAGCACGUCGAAAUUCAGAAUGCAACUGAUAAAAAGGAGGUACCGGCAGAAUCCAUAAAAACUGAAGAUAUGGUGGUUGAUCUAAUUACUUCUGAUGAAGAAUCUUCGUCACAUGCGUCCGACAAAGCGUGCUUGGAAAAAAUCGACAAAGUUGAAAGCAGCACUACGAAUAUAACUAAAGAUCAAACAUCAGCUGACAAAAUAGACUCAGAAAGCGAUUCGAAAGCAAUCGUCGAAGAAAAUAAUAUAAAGUCAGAGUGUCCUGAAUCUGAAAAGGAAACUAAAGCUGAACAAUCCUCAGUGAAAUCAAUUGAUGAAUUACCAAAGAAAGGACGUGGUCGCAAGCCAUCCACACUAGAUAACCUUGACACUGAAUUUAGUGAGAUGAAACCAACAAAACGUACUACCAGAAAAGCUAGUGUCGCCCUGGAGGUAAAGGAAACUCAUAUACAAAUUAAAGAAGAAAAGCUUAAUAAUGAGAGAGUGCAAUUGGAAGUUGAAGAAAAACAGAAUUUGGAUAAGCCUAAAGUAAGUAGACGUAAAUCUAUGCACGAAGUUGUUGAAGCUAAAGAGGAGAAAGAAAUUGAAGAGAAAAUAGUGCCAGCUGAAAUAUGCUCUGAAAAACCGAAACGUCGUGGUCGAAAACCUACGGCGGAAGUUGUCGAAAUUGAAGUGCAUGCGGAAGAAAAACUGGAGCUGCCAAUUGACUUGGAUAAGCCAAAACAACAAGCACAAAAACCAAUAGCAGAAGAAGAGAAAAGGGAAGAAACCAUCGAUUUAGAUAAGCCAAAGCGUCGAGUUCGAAAACCUGCGGGAAAAGUUGUUGAAACUGAAGAAAAUGUGGAAAAGACAGUCGAACUGGAGAAACCGAAACGACGCGGACGAAAACCGUCGGCGGAAGUUGUUGAAACUGAAGUGCAUGUGGAUGAGCAUUCCAAACAAAUAGAUGACUCGGAUAAAUCAAAACGACGAGGACGAGGAAAACAUGCGGCAGAAAUCGUAGAAACUGAAGCGCAUGUUAAUGAGACUAAGGAAGAAACAAUUGAAUUGGAUAGGCCAAAGCGACGUGUACAAGGACAUGUCGAAUCUCCAACCCAUGUCGAAGAAGAAAUGGACAAAGCAGUCGACCUGGAGAAACCGAAACGACGCGGACGAAAUCCGUCGGCGGAAGUUGUCGAAACUGAAGAAAAAUUAAGACAAAUAGACGAAUCGGAUAAGCCAAAGCGACGUUUACGAAAACCAUCAGCAGAAGUUGUUGUUGAGGAGAAAAGGGAAGAAACGGUCGAGCCAAAGCGACGUGCAAGAAAGCCAUCCGCUGAUGUUGCCAAAACUGAAGAGCAUGCUGAAAAGAAUAUUGAAGAGACAGCCGACCAAGAUAAGCCUAAGCGACGUGGACAGAAAUCCUCCGCCGAUGUUCCGCUUGCAGAGCCCCAAGAUGACUCUGAGCUCACAACGCACACCACGGAAGUUGUCGAGGAAUUUAAGGAAAAGCCAAAACUUCGUAAUCGAAAAGCAUCAGAGAGCGGACAGACGUCCAAGGAACACUUGGCGGUAAUUGAUGAAGCAGGUGAGCCGGAACAAAAGAAGCCUAGACUGGAAGAAACAGUUAAGUUUGAUGCGGCUCAUAAUGUCAGACGGCGUGGUCGCAAACAGUCUGUAUCUGCGGAGAUUACACAAAAGCAGGAACCGUUGGCAGAGUCCGAGUCUGCGGAGGCCUUACAGAAGGAGGAACUACCACAGGAGGUUGUUGAUGCAUCAGCUUGUGGCGAAAAGGUCUCAACUCGUCGAGGACGCAAGGCAACCAUUGAUGAAGAAGCACCAAUUAUUGUUGAAGCGUCAGCUUCUCGCGAAAAGGUCUCAACUCGUCGAGGACGCAAAGCAACCAUUGAUGAAGAAGCACCAAUUAUUGUUGAAGCGUCGGGCUCUCGCGAAAAGGUCUCAACACGUCGAGGACGCAAGGCAACCGUUGAUGAAGAAGCACCAAUUAUUGUUGAAGCGUCAGCUUCUCGCGAAAAGGUCUCAACUCGUCGAGGACGCAAGGCAACCAUAGAUGAAGAAGCACCAACGGCACAACCUGCUGAAACAGCUGAGCAUAAGCCCAACCAACGCGCACGAAAGGAAUCGGCUGAUGUGGUACAUGCUGAAUCUGAACCACUCGAGGCAACCGACAAAUCAACGCGACGCGCCCGAAAGCCUAGCGCAGAUGUUGCCGCAGAAACGGAGCCGCCAGCCGAGAAGAGGAACACUCGACGUGUUCGUAAGCCAUCGGCAAAUAUAGAAAUAACCGUAGAGGAAGCACCGCAACCUAAGAAGACGACGGCUCGCAGGGGACGUAAAGCAUCUGCGUCAACACCAGCUGAUGAGACGGAGAAGCAAUUUGAUGUACAGACUCUACCUACACAUCCUAUCGAUGCUGCGACUGUUGCCAGCGUUAUGAUUUCGCCGAAGCCUCAGGUACACAGCUCAGAGGAUGAGUUAACGCCGCGACGUCGUGAGGGACGCAAUUUGCCACGCAAGAACUAUGACGAAACAUCAGAUGAAGACAAACUAGGUUCAUCGUCGCGCAAAGCGCGUAAACCCGCUGCCAACAAAGCAGCAGCGACACCAACAGCCAAACCGGCAGAAACCGAAACAUUACCACUACCAAAACCAUCAACUCCGGUGCCAACAAAACAAAAGCCAUCAGUGGAGGUCGCAGUGGAGGCGGUAGUGGAGCCAGUGGUUGCGCCAAGUACUCCUGUUGUUACAAUAGCACUGCCGGAUCCGACGAGCUCACAGAAACGCGAAGGACGCAAUAUGCCUCGCAAAAACUAUAAUGAAACAUCUGAUGAUGAGAAGCCGUCGACAUCGCGUGGACGGCGUGUUCGUCAGCCUACGAUUAAGGCCCUUGAGCUUCUGGUAGACACAGCGGCACGGCCGUUGACGCCCAAACGUCGGGCGGGAAAGGCAAAGGCGGCUGAAAGUACAGACGAUCAUUCCGAAGAGCCACCAGAAAAAAAGAUUACAGUAGAAGAAUCAAUUCCUGUUCCUGCCAAAGCACGUGGAGCCACACGUCGUAAGGCUCAUGAAGUCGAUGACGUCACAGAAGCUGAACCCGCUGCCCCGACGCCCGUUAAACGUGGUGCACGUAGCCGCAAGGAGAGUGCCAACAGUCAAGCCGAUGAGCCCGAUGUAGAAGUGGAGCAGAAGCCGCCAGCAAAGCGCAAUGCCCGUGGUGCCAACACACGUAAAGCCAAAAUAGUAGCAGAUGAAGUGACUGACGAGCAGCCGGCAAGCAAAAAACCGCGAGGCGGAGCACGUGCUAAGACGCCAGUUGUUGUUGAGGUGGAGAAAGUCCAUGAAGACGAGGAGCCAAAGGAGGUGCCGGCCACCAAGCGAGCGACACCAGCACGUGGACGUGCCGCACGCGCAGUUAAGGUCGCUGAUGAAUCGGAGACCGUUCAGGUGACGGCGCCGCCAUCGCGCACCGGACGUGGUCGUAAGGUGCACUUUGAGACGACCGAGGAAGGGGUAACAGCAACAAAGGAAGAUCAACCCGCUGCUGCCGAGGCGCCCAAACGUGCCACACGCUCUCGCCGAAAAUAAGCAUUUUUGAUUACACUUAUUUACUAAUUUUUAUUUGACACUUACAAUUUAUAUUUUAAGCUUAAAUCUUUUUGUUUAU